Molecule: messenger RNA, 1086 nt
Organism: Filobasidium floriforme
Lineage: Eukaryota; Fungi; Basidiomycota; Tremellomycetes; Filobasidiales; Filobasidiaceae
Product: Vps51/Vps67-domain-containing protein
Exons: 4
Coding region: 26-607 (193 amino acids)
Biological process (GO): retrograde transport, endosome to Golgi; lysosomal transport; endocytic recycling
Cellular component (GO): membrane; GARP complex; EARP complex
Source: RefSeq, a predicted model, not a curated record
GUCGAGAUCAGGACCUAUACUCUCCAUGCCUCCGACGAAGCCCUUGAGAGAUACCUUUCUUUCAAACAACCAACUCGUUUUCUUCGCUGCAUCGAUGGACAGCCUCUCCGAAGCUGAACGAAGACGAGCACAAAACCGGGAGAACCUCCGUGCGCAUUACGGCUUGGCCCGAGCCAACACACCCCUCUCUCCACUCUCGGACUCGACACCGCGAUUGGAAUUGCCUCAAGAGGGAAAGUCAGACGAGGGGAAGGUCUCCAGGACAGAUACGGAUGCUUUGGAUUUAGAUUCUCCCAACUUCUCUCCACAGCAAUACUAUGCCAAACUCGUCACGACUGCUUCACUAUCUCAACUCAUACGACAGUCGACUGAGCUGAUCAAUGAUGCCAAGAACCUGAACUCGUCAAGACAUAGUCUAGUCUACAAUCAUCAUCACCAGCUCUUCUCUGCUGGGGACACGAUUUCACAGCUCAACGCCAAGACUCCGCAGCUACAAGCAAUCGUCAACUCGCUCCAAGAGUCUUUCAACGAGAUCUCCACCUUGGUAGAGAUUGUAGAAUUCCCGAAGGAGACCGAAGGGAAAGCAUUCGAUGGCAGCAAGUCUUGAGAAAGGCUGUCUGUCGACUGUGCUCCGCCUUGUAUAACGCCUCUUUAACGACCCCCUCACGAAGAUGAUCCAGCUUUGAUAUACCUGUUGCUAUCUGCUCGAACCUGGACUUCACAAUCUGCUGUCGAAAUGUUUCGCAAGCAAAAAGCCAGGCUACAGCAUCUGGGAUCAAGGUGUCGAUUUCGUGCGGAAAGCUUGUCAGUGGUUCCCGACAUCGCCCCGGAGUAUUCGGAAUCAUGUCGUCAGAUCCCGUGGCCGGGCGUAGCCUGCUCUAUAUCCCGGUCACGCCGUUAUGACAAGUUCAGACAACCUCCUGCAUCUGCGUUGAGCCAACAAGGCCUUGCCGGAUGUCGUUUUACUAGACAGUUUGGAUCGAGAAACAUCGGCGUCGGAGUGCUUCACAUCGUAACACGCUUUGAGUCGUUCGUGCUAAGCAUGAUAGGCAACAAAGUGGCAGAUUCGGUUCGUACAAAUAGAGC